Messenger RNA from Linnemannia hyalina, 3072 nucleotides. NCBI's taxonomy places the organism in Eukaryota, Fungi, Mortierellomycota, Mortierellomycetes, Mortierellales, Mortierellaceae. The record is from the annotation of a GenBank genome assembly.
AUGCAAUCCAACAAGGCCAGGUACCAUGCCGAGUACCACUCCAAGAUCAACUCAAUCACUCUCUCCGUCCAAGUCCCUCCCUCAGGAGUCACCUGCAGGAUCGGUCCCCAAGCAGUCGACCUCAUCCCCUCCAUCCAACCAGGUCUAAACUUUGACGAUGCGAUUCAUCUACAGGAAGAAGAAAAAAGCGUCGCUGUAACCCGCGACAGACUGUUGCUCCCAGCGCGUGUCAUGCCCACAAGGACAACUCUGGAUCCGUCAUCGUCGCGCUCGAACCUACUGUCUCUCAAACUUACAGCCUUGCCCAAUAUUCCACUGGAGACUUCGAAUUCGUCGUCAUUGUCUGCAGCUUCGACGACAGAGUUUCCGCCUUCACCGCUCCCUGCCUCGCAACUCCAAGGCCUUGAGAACCUCGCCUGCGGUUCCUGUGGGAACACCCUUCUUAACUCGACCACCAGCUCUGGUCCUGAAUCGCCUUCAGGACCUAUCCAGAGAGUUGUCGACCUGCCCUCGGAACAUUGGCAGGAACUUGUGGAUUGCUGGAUGUGCCACGAGGAGGACUUUACAGAGCUGCGCGAGGGAGAUCUAGGUGCUCGUCUCGGACAAGCUCUCGUUGGAGGAACCUAUCUGCUGAUCCACGCCAAGGACGUCGAACACCACGCCGUGAUGAUCGAAGAGGAUGCCCGCUCAGUUGAUUCCCGACUCGAGGACGGAACAGACCUGGAGAUGAUUCAGGUCAAAUUCCAUAAGUAUCUGGUGCAGUAUCAUGGUCGGAACCAGCAAGCACAACAGGCGCUUGUCAUCCCACGCCAACGAUUCUCGUCGUACGUUGCUACAGAGAUUUUUGAGUCUGCAAGGCACCAUGCGACAUACAGGUUUAUUCUUCAGGAUCGACUUCAAGGUCGCGACAUGCUAAUGCUGUGGAUGUUGAACUGGGAUACAACUAUCGUCACCAACCAAGAACCAUUACAGGACCACCAGAUGUCAUGGGACGACUCUCUGCGGAUGGAUCUGAACACGACAUCAAGCGGAAGAGGGGUAGAGAAACUAGAGUUUCAAGAGCGAUUGGUCCUCGGCUUGAUUGCAAUGCUGGAGCAGAGUUCAAGCUGUAUUCCUUCCGGCCUGAAUGGCGCUACAUCCGCUGUCAUGGCCAUGGAUGACAACCUCGCCAAAAUGGAUCCCAAAAAGAAGACUGUCGGAUUCGUGCCCGAUCACGAUGCCGAUACCACGACUUCACCAGGAGGAAGCAACAACACCAGCACAGUAAACUCGCCCGUUUCGGCGUUCAGUAAUACCCCAGAUCUCAGCAGCACCACCAACAACAGCACCACUAGUACCCCUAAUCCCGCAGGAUCUGCUGCCGCUUCCUCUCAACCUCGCUCCAUCAACACCUCCGGGGCACGCUCAUCUUACGAACCCAUGAAGUCUUCAUAUGAGGAGCAGUGGGGUCUCACACCUCAGUCCAGAUCCCAAAAGACAGCUUCGCCUCGUGACGGAUCUGGAUUCCCUGCCAAGGAGCAGGGAGGAUCGAACAAGAAGGAGAGCAAGGUCAAGGCGUCAGGAUUGGGGAUCCAGGCGAACGCAGGAUCUCCCAGCACAGACGGCCCUCAGAGCAGCAACAGCACUAGUUCAGCCCCACCAUCAGCAGGAGGCGCCCCUUCAUCGGGCGGUAAGGGCGGAUCUCAGAAACCUGCUGCACCUUCUCAAAAGUCGAUGACCAAGGCCGAGCGUCGUGAGUUGCAGGAGAAGCAGAAGGCCGAGAAGGCCGCUCGUGUCUCUGCAGGUUUGCCAGCCUCAGGGAAGAAAGCCGCUCAGGUCCUCAACCAGCCCAACUCUGGAUUCUCGCCCAACCCCUCCAAAUCCUUGGCUACAUCGUUCCCCGGGGCUGAGGCCGAGAAGGCGAUUGCUGCUGCAGAGUCGACCGGUCAGGCCAGGAGACGCGAAAAGUUGACCAAGGAGAUUGGUCUAUUUGCUCAUCUGGACCCUCCUAAAUUUGCCAACACUGCCUUGGCACCCAAGGACCUUCACCCAGCUGUUGUUCAUGCUGGACUUCAGAUGGCUCAGUUCAAGAUCUGUGGUGCCAAUGCCCGCUGCGUCGCCACUCUCAACGCCUUCCGCAAGGCUAUCCAAGAUUACCAGACUCCUCCCAACACGACCCUCUCUCGCCACAUUCAGACUUACCUGAACCCUCACAUCAGCUACCUCGUCACUUGCAGACCCAUGGCCGUGAGUAUGGGUAACGCUAUUCGCUACCUCAAGUACGAGAUCGGAAAGAACCUGGAGCUCCCUGACGAGGACGCCCGUGCUUUGUUUGUGGAAAAGAUUGACAACUUUAUUCGUGACAGAAUCACGAUGGCAGACCAGGUCAUUACGAGCUUGGGAUUGCAAAAGAUUCAGGAUGGAGACGUAAUUUUGACCUAUGCACGCUCCUCGGUCGUUCAGGGCUUACUCUUGGCCGCCCACGCCAAGGGCAUCAAGUUCAAGGUCAUUGUCGUCGAUUCUCGUCCCCGCUUCGAAGGAAAGCAAUUGUUGAGGGCGUUGGCGUCGGCGGGAGUGCCUUGCACAUAUGUGUUGUUGACGGCGAUUGGGCAUGUGAUGCGGGAGGUGAACAAGGUGAUCUUGGGCGCCCACUCUUUGCUCUCGAACGGAGCCUUGUACUCUCGCGCCGGAACUGCAGUUGUGGCUAUGUCAGCACAUGAGCGAAAGAUCCCUGUGAUUGUCUGCUGUGAAACCUACAAGUUUAGUGAGCGUGUUCAGCUGGACAGUUUUGUGCAGAACGAGAUUGGAAACCCUGACGAGCUUGUCAACGAUCAGAGCAACAACUUUGGACACAGCAGCACACGUUGCCACCCCAGCGUCCGUGGCGCCAACGGUGGUGAUGCUGCCUCUGCUGCUGCGGGGGCUGGUGUUUUGACUGGAUGGAGAGAGUCAAGGGAUUUGAAGCUUUUGAACUUGCUGUAUGAUUUGACCCCCAGUGAGUUUGUCACUGUUGUUAUUACGGAAGUGGGGUUGAUCCCAUGUACCUCUGUCCCCGUCAUUCUCAGAGAGUUCUUGCCCAUGAUGCAGCAGUAG